This is a messenger RNA of Xenopus laevis (African clawed frog), 16052 nucleotides long. It is a transcript of the gene hspg2.L, whose product is annotated as heparan sulfate proteoglycan 2 L homeolog. The record is from RefSeq and is a predicted model, not a curated record. Lineage: Eukaryota; Metazoa; Chordata; Amphibia; Anura; Pipidae. Gene Ontology annotation, molecular function: axon guidance receptor activity; calcium ion binding. Gene Ontology annotation, cellular component: gel phase of basement membrane; microfibril; axon. Gene Ontology annotation, biological process: axon guidance; synapse organization; homophilic cell-cell adhesion. The transcript is spliced from 101 exons. Bases 291 to 13877 code for a protein of 4528 amino acids.
CUCCGCACAUUCCUGGCAGAUUCUUUGGGAGUCUCUCGGCUCAGUCUCUUCUCUGCUGCCGGGAGUUGGGGAGUGAAUCCCGGGGAAACUUCCAGGAAACUGCCCUGCGACCCCCCAGCUGGAUGUGAGUGGGGUUCCCCCAAAUCCCCUCCAGUCACUGAACCCCCAGACUUGUAUGCUGAACCCCUCUAUUACCUGGAGCCUGACACCCCAAUCCCGAGCGACCCCCGACUUCCUGCACUGACUGUGCGCGACCCCUCGGCUGCUCUGGGCUCGGGACAAGACUCGGGAUGAUCCGGAGACUCAGGGGACCUGUGGCCCCUGGGGCCCCCCUGCUCCUGUUUGUGUCUCUGCUGCUUGUGCCCCCGGGAGUCGUGAGCUUCAGGGGACUGGAUGAAGUUAAUUUCCCAGACGCAGAAUCCGACACACGGACGGGACAGAACCACUGGCGUUACAGAGAUUUGGGCGACGAUGAAGACUUUGCGGCAGAUGAAGCCUCUGGGGAUGACAUUGGCAGUACAGAGACUGGUAGUGGCACGGAGGAACUAAGCCCUGCGACACCCCCUUCGCUUCUUACACCUACAGGUAUUGACACGUCACUGGCAGAGCCUCAGCUUGCGGGUAUGAGUGUCCCGGAGCAGGAGCCCUUCCUCAUUUAUUACAGGGCCCUGGUGAAUUUCACCCAGUCCAUAGAUUACACACCAGACCUGGAUAAUGUCUCUUCCCCGGAAUUCACAGAGUUGUCUGAAGCCGUCGUGGACACACUGGAAUCGGAGUAUCAUAAAAUUCCUGGAGAGCAAAUGGUCAGCGUCGUAUACGUCAAGAUCAUCGACAGAGAUACAUUUGUGGAACUGGAUGUUGGGUCUGAGGGCAAUUCCAAUGAUGCUGAGAUCCGGCAGGUGCUUUUCUCUGUCAUAGACAGUGGCUCCAUUGCUUCCUACAUAAUCUCAACUCAAGGGUUCCAGUUCCGCCGCCUCGGAUCAGUUACUCCCUCGGUGCGGCCAUGCAGAGCCGACGAGUUCACCUGCACCAGUGGAGACUGCGUACCUGCCGAAUAUCGAUGUGAUCAGCGCCAUGACUGCCGGGACAUGUCUGAUGAGUUGGGAUGCGAGAGUGAACCAAGUGUUACUGGGUCAGAAGAACCAAGAACUACUACUCUUGGCCCCAGGCCAGGUCCAGUCUCUACAGCCAGACCAGCAACUACCUCUGCCAGCCCUGUUAUUACUACAACUGCCUUCAAACAUGUCACCCCCAAACCACCUCCAGACUUUGAGGCACGGCAGUGCCGUAGAGAUGAAGCUCGGUGCCCCAAUGGGCAUUGCAUCCCCCGGGAUUAUCUGUGCGAUGGUGAAAAGGACUGCAAGGAUGGCAGCGAUGAAAUGCAAUGUGGCACCCCUUCCCCCUGCGAGCCCAACGAAUUCAAGUGCAAGAAUGGCCGCUGUGCCCUGAAGCUCUGGCGCUGUGAUGGCGACAAUGACUGCGGCGAUGGCUCGGAUGAACUGAAUUGCCCUACCAAAGGACCAAGUGACACCUGUGCCCCUGACCAGUUUGUCUGCGUUCAAGCUCGGACCUGUAUCCCUGCCAGUUACCAGUGUGAUGAUGAAGCUGACUGCCCUGAUCGCUCUGAUGAAGUUGGCUGCAAUCCACCCCAAGUCAUCACACCGCCUGAGGAGAGCAUUAUGGCUUCCCGCGGAGAGACCGUUCGCUUCACCUGUGUGGCCAUUGGCGUCCCUACCCCUAUAAUCACCUGGAGGCUCAACUGGGGUCACAUCCCUACCAGUAAUAGGGUCUCAAUGACCAGUGAGAAUGGGCACGGCACCCUGAUCAUUCGAGAUGUAAAGGAAGCUGACCAAGGAGCUUAUACCUGUGAAGCCAUUAAUGCCAAAGGCAUGGUGUUUGGUAUUCCCGAUGGAGUGCUGGUUUUGAAGCCACACAGAGGUCCUUGUCCAGAGGGUAGUUUCUAUGUGGAGAGCUCAUCCCGCUGUAUCCCCUGCUUCUGCUUUGGGGUGACUAAAGUUUGUCAGCAGACAGGGCAUUAUCGAAACCAGAUCCGACUCCGAUUUGAUGUGCCAGAAGAUUUCAAAGGAGUGAACAUCACUGUCCCCUCUCACGUGGGCAUCCCACCGCUGUCCUCUAACCAACUGCAAAUCGAUACAAGUGUGGAGGAGUUUCAGCUCGUGGACCUUUCCCGCCGCUUCCUGAGUAUUGACUCCUUCUGGACUCUUCCUGGCCAGUUCUUAGGGAACAAGGUGGAUUCAUAUGGUGGAUCGCUCAGUUUUAAAGUUCGUUAUGGAUUAACUCGUGGCCAGUCAGAGCCAGUAAGGAAACCAGACGUGAUUCUGAUAGGAAAUGGACGCAAACUGAUUUAUCGUGUGCAGACAUCUACCCAGCCAUCCAUUGUGAACCAGAGGAAAGUCCAGUUCACUGAGGAAAACUGGCAACAUGAGUCUGGUGCCCCAGUGACUCGGGAGGACCUUCUGAUGACGCUGCAGAACCUGGAAGGAAUCAUGAUCCAGACAGUGUAUGACAACAAGAUGGCGAGUGUGGGGAUAUCCGAUAUCGUGAUGGACACAACCUCAGUGGAAUAUACCCAACUUGGCCCAGCUGUGGGUGUGGAAGAGUGCAGAUGCCCUGGUGGAUACGCUGGUCUCUCCUGUGAAGUUUGUGCCGCACAGUUUGAGCGAGUCCCUGGUGGGCCUUUCCUUGGCACCUGUUCUGGGUGUAACUGCAAUGGGCAUGCCAGUUCCUGUGAUCCUGUGAGCGGGUAUUGUCUGAACUGUCAGCAUAACACAGAGGGGCCACAGUGCAAUAAAUGCAAAGCUGGUUUCUUCGGGGAUCCCACUAGAGGUGUUCCAGAUGCUUGUCGGCCAUGUCCUUGUCCACACACCGACCCAAGACGCAGGUUCUCAGACACGUGCUUUAUGGAUGUGGAUGGACAACCCACGUGUGACAGUUGUGCUCCAGGGUACACCGGGAGGAGGUGUGAGAGAUGCGCUGAGGGAUAUGAUGGUCGCCCAAUGCAGCCUGGAGGCCGAUGUGAACCUGUUGGGAACGUCUGUGAUGUGAAAGGGGCGCUCAGCACCAGCGACGGCUCCUGUGUGUGCAAGGCUCAUGUUGAAGGAAACUUCUGCAGUGAAUGUAAAAGUGGCACUUUCUACCUCAGCGAGAAGAACCCCGAUGGCUGCCUCAAGUGUUUCUGUAUGGGGGUCACCAGACAGUGCUCCAGCUCCUUCUGGAACCGAGACCAGGUUAGCUCCACAUACGACAGCCAGGACCGGGCGCUCUUUACCAUCUCCAAUGCCGGCAGCACCCGUACGUUGAGCGAAGGCAUCAGAGUGACUGGCCCUUCAGAACUGACAUUCAGCAACUUCCUUAACGUCCCUCAAGACGUUUAUUUCUGGGUGCUUCCGGAUCGGUUUAAGGGCGACAAGGUGACGUCCUACGGGGGGGAACUUCGCUACACCAUCACCUUUGAAGCUCCCGCUGGAUCUCAACCUCUGUACAACCAACCAGACGUGGUGCUUCAGGGCAACGGCAUCUUCCUGGAACACCUGUCAAACACCAGGACAGCUCCCGGCUUCCCCAUCACCAUUACUGUCCCAUUCCGCGAGAGGGCAUGGAGACGUGCAGAUGGGCAGGAUGCCACCCGGGAGCACUUACUGAUGGCCUUGGCAGACAUUGACCUACUGAUGAUCCGCUCCUCGUAUGCCGAGAGGAUGGUGGAGACCAGGAUCUCUAAUAUUCACAUGGAUGUCGCGGUGCCAUUUCCAACUGAUCGGCAGAGGGCAGUGGAAGUGGAGCAAUGUGUCUGCCCCCCGGGUUAUAAUGGACCGUCCUGUCAGGACUGUGACACGGGAUACACCCGCUCUACCUCUGGUCUGUACUUGGGCACCUGUGAGCGCUGCCAGUGUGGGGGCCACUCGUCCGAAUGUGAUCGGGAAACUGGCGAAUGUUUGAACUGCCAGGACAAUACGGAGGGCACCAAGUGUGAGAAGUGCAAGUCGGGAUUCUACGGGGACCCCACCCGCGGAACCACUGGAGACUGCCAGCCUUGCCCGUGCCAGGGAACAUCUGCCCAGUACUUUGGGACGUGCUUUUUGGACAGAGACGGACUCCCCACUUGUGACUCCUGCCCCGUUGGCUAUGCUGGUCGCCAGUGUGAAAGGUGUGCCCCGGGAUACAGAGGAGACCCAGCACGAGGGCAGCCCUGCACAGCAGACGGAAGCAGCUCGUGCCCAUGUGACCUGCGUGGAAGCGUCAGUGAUAAGUGCGACUCCCGGAGACAGUGCGAGUGCAAACCCAAUGUGGAAGGUUCUUCCUGCGGAACUUGUCGCCCCCAAUAUUUCCACCUCAGCACAGAGAACCCCGAGGGAUGCCUCCCCUGCUUCUGUAUGGGGGUGACCCAGCAGUGCUCCAGUUCUACUUACCACCGAGAGCUGAUUUCCACCCCGUUCCUACCUGGAAACUUCCAGAACUUUGCUCUGAUCAAUCGGCAGCACAGCUCCCGCAUCACUUCCGGCUUCACGGUGGAAAUGUCCACGCACGGCCCCCAACUCACCCACGGCUCCUUCGAUCAGCUGGGACAGGAGUCCUACUACUGGCAGCUCCCCGAGGGGUAUCAGGGAGAUAAGCGGGAGAUGUACUUUGCUCGGAUGCGUCGCGCACACAAGCAGAACGACUCUUCUCUGAGCGAGGAGGAACUGAGGAAGAAAGUGGCAUCUGGGCAAAUGGAAGAAUCUCCUGCCACCCGCACUCGCCCCCGCCGUCAGGCCAAGAUGGAUGAAAAACAGAAACAAGUUGAUAGUGAAAUUUGGAAUCUUCUUUCUGGCUUCUCCUCUGCGUCUCUUCCUAAGGCUUCUCCCCCCAGUACUACCCACAAUGAAUCCCAGGGAACCCCAAUUCCUCCUCCUGCCUCCUAUGUUGGUCCCCCUGGUGCUUGGUCAGAGCUUCCUCACCAGAUUAGAGAACGUCCCAUAAGCCAGUCUGGUGCCAACACUCGCUCUUUCCCUGAGGCCGGCCCACCUGGGCACGCCAGGAAGCAGCAUGCCAGCCAUGAGGCUCCGAGUGGAGAUUCUCCGCUUCGCUCUCAGGCACAAGAUUCCACCAACUUCCUUUUCCCUCAAACAACGAGGCUGAGAGGGUCGGAGAAGUUUUCUCUUGUCUACAAGGGCUUCUCUCUGCUCCCAGAAGGGGUCUUCUACUGGCAGCUGCCCAAGGCUUUCCUGGGGGACAAGGUUGCGUCAUACGGUGGGAAACUCCGAUACACACUCACCUACAACGCCGGGGUCAGGGGAUCCGCUCUGCCAGACGCUGAUGUGCAGAUCACGGGCAAUGACAUCACUCUGGUGGCUUAUCAGCCCGAGAUCCGACCCCGCGAGAGCAAAACCUUUGAGAUUGUGUUCCGAGAGCGUUUCUGGAAGCGCCCAGAUGGGCAACCAGCCACCCGGGAACAUCUGAUGAUGGCUUUGGCCGAUCUGGAUGAGAUAUUGAUCAGGGCCUCCUAUUCCACGGAUAUGUUGUCCUCCAGUAUCACAGGGGUGAGCAUGGAGACCGCCGGGCCUUCUUAUACCAACCUUCCCCAAGCCCUGGAGGUGGAGGAAUGUCGCUGCCCUCCCGGGUACCAAGGGCUCUCAUGUCAGGACUGUGCCCCCGGCUACACCCGCACGGGAGGGGGUCUGUACCUCGGACACUGUGAGCCGUGUUACUGCAACGGACACUCGGACUCCUGCCACCCUGAGACUGGCGCUUGCUCAAACUGUCUGCACAACACUGUGGGAGAGUCAUGUGACCAGUGUGCUCCUGGUUUCUAUGGUGAUGCCUCAGCCGGUACCCCAGAAGACUGCCAACCUUGCGCCUGCCCACUGACUAACCCAGAGAACCAAUUUUCCAGGACCUGUGAAAUUUUGGGCACUAGUGGGUACAGAUGCACAGCGUGCCAGCCCGGGUACACAGGCCAGUACUGUGAGCGAUGUGCCUCCGGUUAUACUGGAAACCCCAACAUCCAGGGGCAGAAAUGUGUUCCUGAGGACAGCAGAUCUAAGCUUGUAGUGAGGAUCCACCCCCAGAAAGCCACAGUUACUCCUGGUGGAGACAUUACUCUCCGAUGCCAUGUGACCGGGAAUGCUCCUUUCUAUUUCUAUUGGUCGCGGGAAGAUGGACGACCUAUACCUGCCAGUGCCAAGCCUCUCGGGGAAGGGGAGAAUCUGCAUUUCUCCAGGGUGCAACCAACUGAUUCUGGAGUCUACAUCUGUACCUGCAGAAGUCCUGAGUCUGUGAACACCAGCAAAGCAGAGAUCGUAGUUUCUGCUGCCCCCAGUAAACCCAUCACGGUGACUGUGGAGGAGCAGCGGGUACAGACUGUGCGCCCAGGCUCAGAUGUCACCUUCAUAUGUACAGCAAAGAGCAAGUCUCCUGCCUACACUCUGGUUUGGACUCGGCAGCACAACAGAAAGCUCCCAGAUCGUGCCAUGGACUUUAAUGGCAUCCUGACCAUCCGCCGAGUGCAGCCGGAAGAUGCGGGCAUUUAUGUUUGCACGGGCUCUAACAUGUAUGACAUGGAUGAGGGCAACGCCACGCUGUAUGUUCAAGAGUCUUCCCAGACCCAGAUGUUUUAUGGACCAUAUGAAACGUUUGAAGGACACCGGCCCUCUGGAACCACCACCUCCCCCAAUGCCGCGGCUGAACCCAGGCAGCUGACGGUCCAAAGGGGUCAAUCGGCAGAAUUCCACUGCACGGCGACUGGGAACCCAACACCCACCGUAGAAUGGACAGGAGGACCCAAUGGAGGACUUUCUUCUAGAGCCAUCGUCCAAGGAGGGAUCUUGCGUUUCCAAUCUGUGGAGCCUUCAGACGAGGGGCAAUAUACGUGCCGGGUGCAAAACAGCGUGGGGCAGCACUUUGCCAGGGUCAACCUUCGAGUGCAUAGUGGCAGUUUGCCGGAAGUGCAGGUGAGCCCAGAAAGGACAGAAGUGAGGGAAGGAGAUACCGUACGGCUGUACUGCAGAGCCGGAGGAACCCCCACAGCCACCAUCUCCUGGAAGAAGGAAGGAGGAGACCUGCCCUCACAGGCUCGCACAGAAAGAACGGACAUUUCUACUCUUGUCAUCCCCUCAAUAUCUGCAGCUGAUGGUGGUACCUACCUCUGUGUGGGAACCAGCUCUGCAGGGUCAUCGCAAGCCCGAAUUGAAGUGAUUGUGAUUAGAGUUCCCGUUCAUGGUCCAGCCUUGAGGAUUGAACCCUCAUCAGACACGAUCAUCGAGGGGCAGUCUGUUGAGCUAAACUGUGCAUCACCUAAUCCAUAUGUUACUGUGACAUGGCACCGGGGCGGGGGGCAGCCUCUCUCACCAAACCAUCAGGCCUAUGGCUCACGGCUGCGCAUCCUGCAGGCUUCUGCCGCCGACUCUGGAGAAUACAUCUGCCGGGUGACAAAUGGUGGAAGCACCCAACAGGCCUCCAUCGUCAUCACCAUCACCCGCUCCUCGGGUACCCUUCAACCCUCAGGGAACGUUCCUGCCCUCCGCAUUGAGCCUUCCUCAGACAGACUGGUCGAGGGACAGACUUUGGAACUGAAUUGUUUGUUCCCCAACUACCCCAAUGCUGUGGUGACAUGGGACAGAGCAGGAUACACUCUCUCUCCAAAUCACCAGGUAUCUGGCUCCCGCCUGCGUAUCCUAAAGGCUUCCGUGGCCGAUUCUGGCGAGUAUAUCUGUCGAGUGACCACUGGCUCUCUAACCCAGGAAGCAUCAAUCUUGGUCACCAUCACCCGAGCGUCGGGCCCAGCCUUGCCAUCGGGUAAUGGUCCAGCUGUUAGGAUUGAAUCUUCUUCAGGACCGGCGGUUGAAGGACAAACUCUUGACUUGAACUGCAUGGUUGCUGGACAGCCCAAUGCUGUGGUUACUUGGGAAAGAACUGGUCGGCCACUCUCACCCAACCACCAGGUUUUGGGUUCCCGUCUACGGAUCCACCAGGCCUCAGUUGCAGACUCAGGUGAAUACAUCUGUCGGACCACCACUGCAGGCACCACCCGUCAGGCUUCCAUCAUGGUCACCAUCACCCGCCGCACAAGCUCCAGCCACUCUUCUCUCAUCACUCCAACUAUCAACAUAGAGUCUACGUCUGACUCCAUAGCUGAGGGUCGAACAGUUGUGCUGAACUGCGUUAUAGAAGGCAGACCACAUGAAGAGGUCACAUGGUACAGACCAGAUCAACCACUUGCACCCAAUCACCAGGUUUCUGGGUCCCGGCUUCAGAUCAUUCAUGCAUCUCCUAAGGAUUCUGGAGAAUACAUCUGCCGUAUACACAGUGGGUCUGGGGUUCAGAUGGCCUCCAUCAUGGUUUCUAUAGAAGGUUCCUCACUCAACACAGGACUCCAAGCUCCCAUUCGGAUCGAGUCCUCCUCUGAGGCCGCUGAAUUGGGACAGACUAUAGAUCUCAAUUGCUUGGCUGAUGGGCGACCAGGGGCUGUGGUUACCUGGCACAGGUUAGGCGGGUUGCCUCUAGCAUCCAACCACCAGGUCUCUGGUUCCCGAAUGCGGAUCCUCCAAGCCUCUCCCACCGACUCCGGGAUAUACAUCUGCCGAGUAAGCACCUCCUCGGGGUCCCAGGAAGCUUCUAUCACCAUCAAUGUGCAGAGUUCUGUGCAAGUGCCCAACCAGUUCCCUCACCCAAUCCUCAUUGAGAAGUCGGCCGAUGCAGUAAGCGAGGGGCAGACAUUGGAACUGAACUGCAUUGUUGUGGGACAACCACAAGCUCCGGUCUCCUGGCACCGUACUGGGGCCCCUUUCUCCUCCAACCACCAGAUCUCGGGAUCCCACCUGCGCAUUGUCCAAGCCUCCACGGCAGAUUCGGGCCAAUAUGUCUGUCGCCACGACACAGGCACAGGGGUACAACAGGCCUCUAUGUCCGUCUCCAUUCUGUCCGGAGCCGCCUCCUCCUACCGACUCCAGAGCCCCGUUAUCUCCAUUGACCCACACAGCGCCACCGUGCAGCGGGGACAGAAUGCCACCUUUAAGUGUCGGAUCCAUGACGGUGCCAAACCCAUCCGUGUGACUUGGCAGAUGAGACAUAAUCAGCCCAUGGAGGACAAUGUGCACAUCAGCCCCAAUGGCUCCAUCAUCACUAUAGUUGGUGCCCACCAUAAAAACCAGGGGUCCUACCGCUGCAUGGCUUCCAACGCCUAUGGCAUGGUACACAGCUCCGUGAACUUAGUGGUAGAAGGGCGCCCCAGUGUUUCAGUGAUUCCGCAGGGGAAAAUCAGGGUGAAAGUGGGUGAGCCAAUCAAUGUGGAGUGUAUGGGCAUAGGAGAUCCUCGUCCAAUCGUCAGCUGGCGUCGUACUGGAGCCAGAGAGAACCUGAAACAGUACAAGUUGGGAUCUCUGGACGGCACUGCGGUUCUGCAGAUUCCAUCAGCCAAGUCAGCGGACUCCGGAUCCUACACGUGUGUCGCACUCAACCCAUUCGGUUCCACACAGGUCCAAGUAGAGGUUCUUGUUGAAGGUCAUGUGGAAAGUCCAGAGGCCCCCCUUCUUGUAUUGGCAGACAAACCCUUGCACGUGGUGGUGGCUGGUGGCCAAGCAUCUCUGAACUGCACGGCUUCUGGAAACCCAACUCCCACCAUCACAUGGUCCAAACUCCGCGCGCCCCUACCCUGGCAGCACCAAGUGAUCAACAACACCCUGAUCAUCCCUAACGUGGCUCAGCAGGACUCGGGCCAGUACAUCUGCAACGCGUCCAACGCCAAUGGAUUCGCCGAAAUUUAUGUGACGCUGGAUGUGGAAAUACCAACCUACGCCACCACCUUCCCACAUGAGACAUCUGUGAGCACUGGGGAAUCCAUUAAGAUUCAGUGCCUUUCCCAUGGGACCCACCCACUCAAAUUCCAAUGGAGUAAAGUAGAUGGGACCCUCCCUGACCAAGCCAGCAGUAGAGACGGUGUCCUCCAUAUUGAUCGGGCGUCUGCUUCGGACUCCGGCACCUACCGCUGUGUGGCGAGCAACAAAGUGGGCAGUAGCGAGGCCUUUGCUCAGGUCACCGUUUCUGGGAAAGGAGUCGAGACAGGCCGCCCUACAGCAUCCAUCAUUCCUCGUGGACCCAUCAGGGUGAAAGUGGGGCAUCCCAUUUACCUGGAGUGUAUGGGUAAAGGUGAUCCACGUCCAGUCGUCAGCUGGCGCCGAACUGGUACCAGACAGAACUUGAAGCCCCAGCAGUUGGUACCACUGGACAGCAAUGCAGUUCUUCAGAUUCUAUCUGCAAGACCAGAGGACUCCGGAUCCUACACGUGCACAGCCCAGAACCCAUCUGGUUCCACGCAGGUUCACGUUGAGGUCCAUGUUGAAGGUCAUGUGAUAAACCCUGGAGCCCCUAAGGUGACGGCAGACCAACCGUUACUUGUGGUGGUAACAGGAGGCCGAGCUACUCUGAGCUGCAGGGCUGUAGGGAACCCAGCUCCAAAAAUCACCUGGUCCAAACUCCGUGCCCCUCUCCCCUGGCAGCAUGAAGUCGUUAAUGACACAUUAAUUAUCCCAAAAGCUGCCCUGCAGGAUUCCGGCCAGUACAUCUGCAACGCGUCCAAUGCUGAAGGCUACUCAGAGGUUUUCAUUACCCUCGAUGUGGAAACACCACCUUAUGCCACCACCCUUCCGGAUGAGGUGUCUGUAAGUGUUGGAGAGGUGGUUCAGAUUCAGUGUCUCGCCCAUGGUACCUCCCCACUCAAGUUCCAAUGGAGCAAAGUAAACGGAUCACUCCCGGACCGAGCCACCGUACGUGAUAGCACCCUCCAUAUAAAUCUGGCCAAAGCAACUGAUGCUGGAACCUACCGCUGUGUGGUCAGCAAUAAAGUGGGCAGCAGCGAGGCAUUUGCUCAAGUCAGCAUUUUGGCGCCUUUUGCUGUCAGAGUUUCCCCCCUGAUUGACACAAAGCCCAUAAGCGGAACAGCAGAGUUCACCUGCACCGCCAUUGGAGACCCCCAGGCACGGAUCCAGUGGUUUAAAGAUGGAGGCCAGUUGCCAGCGGGACAUCAGGUGCAAGGAGGAGUGUUACGAAUCCCCAACCUGGAAUUUGGCCAUGAAGGGACAUACACAUGCCGCAUAUCCAGCCGAUUUGGGCAAGCACAGGAGAGUGUCAAAUUGGUCCUUCAAGCUUUGCCCAAAGUGAGGAUUAAUAUACGCACCUCCGUGCAGACGGUGUUGGCUGGAAAUUCCGUGGAGUUUGAAUGUCUUGCCCUCGGGGAUCCUCGAGCCAAGGUGACGUGGAGUAAGGUGGGCAGCCGCUUGCCUUCCGAUGCUGUGAUCAGUGGUGGCACUCUAAGAAUUGAGCAAGUGAAACAGUCCGACGCUGGGCAGUACCGAUGUACCGUAGCCAAUGAUGUUGGAGAGGUGCAAUCCCAUGUCAUUCUUCAUGUUCAAUCUGUACCACAAAUCGCUGCCCAGCCAGAGAUGAAGGAGAUCACUGCAGGUUCCACGGCAGUUUUCCCUUGUCUCGCCUCUGGUUUCCCUGUUCCUGACAUCACAUGGAGCAAGUUGGAAGGAGAACUCCCCAUUGAUCACCAAAUGGAAAACAACGUUCUGACUAUUCCGUCGGUGAAACCAGAGGAUGCUGGGACAUAUGUAUGUACAGCUGCCAAUCGUCAGGGUCGUGUCACUGCCUUCUCCAUGCUGAAGGUUCGAGAGCGAGUGGUGCCCUAUUUUACUGGGCAACCUCAGUCUUAUCUCACCCUCCCGAGCAUCAAGGACGCUCACAAGAAACUUGAAAUCAAGAUCACCUUCCGGCCAGACACUGCUGAUGGCAUGCUGGUCUAUAGUGGGCAGAAGAAGAGCAAUGGGGCUGAUUUUGUCUCCUUUGGUUUGGUGGGUGGACGCCCUGAAUUCAGGUUUGACGCAGGCUCAGGAAUGGCCACCAUUCGCUACCCGACUCCCAUCUCCCUGGGUGAAUUCCACACUGUGACCUUGUAUAGGAACCUGACCCAAGGCUCUCUGGUGGUGGACAAGCAUGUGCCUGUGAAUGGCACCUCCCAGGGAAAAUUCCAAGGUCUGGAUCUGAAUGAAGAGCUUUUCUUGGGGGGUUAUCCCAACUACGAUUUCAUCUCCAAAACUGGCCUAAGCAGCGGCUUUGUUGGUUGUAUCCGCCAGUUGGUCAUCCAAGAAGAAGAGGUGAUAUUCAAGGACCUGGACCUGAGCGCAAGUGGCGUCUCCAACUGCCCCACUUGUAGAGACCGACCCUGCAAGAACAGAGGAACGUGUCACGACUCCGAGAGCAGCAGUUACGUGUGCGUCUGUCCCACGGGUUUCACUGGGAGUAACUGUGAGCACUCGCAGGCCCUGCACUGUCACCCAGAAGCCUGUGGCCCUGAUGCCACCUGUAUAAACCGAGCCGACGGCCAAGGAUACACCUGCCGCUGCCACCUGGGCAAGUCUGGAGACAAAUGCAUGGACGGUGUUAUGGUGAACACCCCAACCUUUAAUGGUGACACCUCCUACAUCUCCUACCCACCUCUCACCAACAUCCACAAUGAGCUCCGUGUAGACCUGGAAUUUAAGCCAAUAUCUUCAGAUGGGCUUCUGUUCUUCAGCGGAGGGAAAGCUGCCCCCGUGGAGGAUUUUGUGUCCAUUGCAAUGGUGGGAGGGUACCUGGAAUUCCGUUAUGAACUUGGCUCAGGGCUUGCAAUCCUGAGAAGCUUGGAGCCAUUAACCCUGGGCCAGUGGCACAAAGCGACAGCAGAACGAGUGAAUAAGGAUGGAACUCUGAUAGUGGACAGUAGUGACCCAGUAAAGAGGUCCUCUCCAGGGAAGAGUCAAGGUCUUAACCUGAAGACCUUGAUGUAUCUUGGGGGAAUAGAUGGUUCUGUGGAACUUCCUAGCGCCAUCAAUAUUAGUCGUCACUUCCAGGGCUGCAUAGGAGAGGUUUCCAUAAAUGGGAAAAAAGUUGACAUUUCCUACAGUUUUAUUGAAAGUCUGGCCAUUGGGCAAUGCUACGAUAACAGCCCCUGUGACCGUAUGCCCUGUCUGCAUGGGGGCCGCUGCUUGCCCACCGGGGAGUACGAGUAUCAGUGUCUGUGCCUGGAUGGAUUCAAGGGGGAUCGGUGUGAGAUGCAUGAGGAUCACUGCCAGAUACACAACCCCUGUCUCAAUGGCGGCAUCUGCAAGGACAACCGCUGCCACUGCCUUUCUGGAUUCUCUGGAACAAUCUGUGAGCAUGGACGCACGGCUGAAACUGUGGAUCGUGAGUGGCCGGUGGAAGGGAGUGGGGGGAAUGAUGCCCCUGGACUCUAUGGAUCUUACUUCUCUGAUGACUCUUACAUUGCCCUUCCUAAACAUGUCUUCCCGAGAAGCCGACCAGAUGCUCCAGAAACCAUAGAAUUAGAGGUCAGAACCACCUCCUCCGAUGGAGUGAUCCUGUGGCAGGGGAUGGUCUCUCAUAGUUCUGAGAAUCAUCUGCUUGGCACUAACCAGGAGGAGAAUGAACAGGGCAAGGGGAAGGACUUUAUCAGCAUGGGGCUUAAGGACGGCCAUCUUUUGUUCAGUUACCAGUUGGGCAGUGGAGAGGCCAAUAUCCGCUCUGAAGAUCCGGUGAAUGAUGGGGAAUGGCACCGAAUUGUGGCUGUACGGGAAGGAAAACUGGGUUCCAUUCAGAUUGAUGGAGAAGAUUCUGUGAGUGGGGCCUCACCUGGCAGAAACAUCAUGGUUAACACAAAGGGCAGUGUCUAUCUAGGCGGAGCCCCCAAUGUAAAGACUCUCACUGGCGGAAAGUUCUCCUCUGGAAUCAGCGGAUGCAUCAAGAACCUGGUGAUUCUAAACGCCAGACCUUCCCAGCAGUUUCAACAACCAAUCGACUUGAAGCAUCACGCAGAGGCGGGGCAUAACACCAAAGAGUGCCCCUCAUAGGCCAGGGUCGAAUUUUCCCUCGCUGGCGCCAUUUGGCCAAUCUAGAGACACUUGUUUAUUUUGUUUUUAUUUUUAAAGAGACAGUGACAUAAAAGCAAACACAAAUGGUGCUGCUACCAAAUAACCUACAAGGGGCGGAGCUGAGAGGCGGAACUGGAUUGGGCGUUUCUGUAUUACACACCCGGGAUUUCCUUUGAAUUAUUAUUAUUAUUAUUUUUUAAUGUCUACAGAUUUUCCAUGUGUUUUACAGCUGGAUGAAGGAAUAGUAUCAGAUUUAAAGCAGAUAUUUGUUUUUAAAAAGAUUCUUUAACCAAAAAAAAAAAAACACAAAAAAAUCAACAAAAAAAUAAUUCCCAUAGGCAAAAGAAAACUAACAGAAAGACACUCAUGUGUGUUACCUCUCUGGUCAGAAGGGGGCGCAGGAGUCGCCUUCCUGGUGCCACGUGCCCUUGGCUUGUUCUCCAUAGUCUCAGUGCAGAGUCAGAACUCUUAUUAUGGCCACGAGUUGCCUUUGUCCACAGACCCUCAGUAUAUUGCCCCGGCCCCAUGGCAUGAGCAUUAUGUUACAUAUAUACAUACAACCCUCCCACACACGUGGUCUGAAAUCAGUGUUAUUUGCUCCAUGGUGCUGAUGAUGUCACACUUAGACAGGAAGUCCGACGUUGCCUCUUACAUCACUUCCUGCCUCCUUUUGCUUUGGGAGGCCAGAAGGUGAACCUUGCUCUUCCUUGUGUGUUGCUAAUGGGGAGGGGGUAGAUGUUUUCUAUUGUGUUUGUUUACUAGAAGACUCUUAGGUGCUGUUCUUUGUAAUGAUCAAACAUCUCCAGGGGAUUCCAUGUAUUCCUACCAGGGUGGGAGGCCGCACGGCUAUUUUUCUUGCAGUCGUAUUUAUUCAUUUAGACCUAGCUAACCAACUCCACCAGAUCGUGUUCGAAUGUGCUUGAACCCUGGGUUCAGGUCAACAUCACGUUUUACAAUAAAAUCAUUCCGUACCAUCUGUCUCGUCCUAAUUUCCGCAGAAGAUCCGUGGAGGUAACUGGAGUUGGCCUCACUUGUGACCUGGUUAGGUCUUAGUCUAGGAACCUUGUUUCCAGGAAGUACUUAGAUCAUUUCAAUGGCAGAUUAAAACCAAAGUUCUAAACUUUCUACAUCAUGAAAUAAUCAUGGUCAAGUUGGCCUUUCUCUGGUUGGUCUACUAGAGGAGCAAGAAUCCUGGAGUGUAUAGGCCCAGUAAGACACUAACCACCCUCCUUAACAUGUAAGGAACGAGUAAUGUCCAAAAAGUGUCUUCUUAUCUCAAAAUUCUCCUUUCCUGGCCCUCAUUCUGUCUGAACUAGAAGUUAAAGGGAAUAUAAACCCCCCAAAAAUGUUGCCCAAUACAACAUGUCAUUCUGCACACUGCCACAAUAUCCAUUAAUUCUUGGUUUACAGUUCUGUGUAACUGUCAUUUCAAUUGUCCAUCACUGUCUGGCUGCCAUUUUAUUUCUACUCAUGGCUGUUGAAACAAGGUUGCAAUUUCCUCUGAGAAAGACAGGUCUGUUACUCUUGAUACAUUGUUUCACUAGUCAGAACCAGAGUAAAGAAAAUGGCAACCAGACAGAUGGACAAUUGAAAUGACAGUUAGUUCAUGACAAUGAAUGGAUACAUACGGAGAAGUUGCACAAAAUGACAUGUUCCUUCAUUGGGCAGAAUUUUAUUUUGGGUUUUACAUUCCCUUUAAUACAGCUGGAUUUAAUGGACUGGAUUUAUAUGAGGUGGAAUGAAAGGACUAGGCAGGAACUGGUCCACUUUGGGGUUGGACACUACAGAAGAUAUGAAGGUCCUUAGAAAAUGCAGUUGAGGAGAUCUAGAACUUCCAACUGAUCUAGAGAGGGAUGCACUAUACAGACUACUGGAAGUUCUGGAAUUUUCUGGAACAGGAAGAAAUGUUGGCACUUUUCUGGCAGCAGGAAAAAAAGUUGUAGUUUAUAUCAGAAAGUAUGGAGUUUAUCAAAUGAUUAUGUAUAAGGAACAUGAGCCAUAAGACAGGGGUUGGCUUUAUAAAGUGCACUGUGGUGUAUGACUUCUACUUUCAGAUGUGUGAAUCAUUAUGUGUCUCUGUGUAAUUUUCUUAUACCACUAUUAUAUUCAUGGUCUCCCCACCCCCAGUUUAAUAAACAGUUAUUUUUUUGUUAA